Messenger RNA from Scaptodrosophila lebanonensis, 3174 nucleotides. RefSeq names its product coiled-coil and C2 domain-containing protein 1-like (gene l(2)gd1). NCBI's taxonomy places the organism in Eukaryota, Metazoa, Arthropoda, Insecta, Diptera, Drosophilidae. The transcript is spliced from 6 exons. Gene Ontology annotation, biological process: regulation of transcription by RNA polymerase II. Gene Ontology annotation, molecular function: DNA-binding transcription repressor activity, RNA polymerase II-specific; RNA polymerase II cis-regulatory region sequence-specific DNA binding. Gene Ontology annotation, cellular component: nucleus. The record is from RefSeq and is a predicted model, not a curated record. Bases 83 to 2578 code for a protein of 831 amino acids.
AAAUUUGUUAUUGUGUGGACGUUCUUUUUUGUAACGCAAUUAAACGCAAUUGAAAUAAAUAGACCUAAAUAUUUAAGCUGAAAUGUUUGCACGGAAGAAGGCCGAGCCACCCAAGCGUAGACAACAUGAUAUUUCAAAGUUCGGAUUAAUGGAAAUACCGGAUGACUUUGAUCCAACCGCUGGCUACGGUGACGAUGAUGCUGGGGAUAGUGAUUUAGAAGCCGAACUAGCAGCAAUUGCUGGUGGAGGGGGAUCUUCAAGGCCCAAACAAAAACCCAAACCACAGCUAUUGCCAAACAACGAAUUAGAUAAAAUGAUUGCCGACAGUUUGCGUGAUGUCAGCGACGAUGACGACGACGAAGAACUGGAGAAUGAUAGUGAAUUGCUGGGCGAAUUGCACGGCAUUUCGGGAGUAGAAGAGGACAUGCCAGAGGAGGAGGCGCCACCAGCUGAAUUUCUGCCUACAAGCACAGUCGAUACUCUAAGCAUUAUUAAACAGCGCCUGGAAAUGUACAAGCAGGCGGAGGCCCAUGCCAAGGCUGCGGGUGAAUCUGCCAAAGCGCGCCGAUUUGGCCGUGGGCUGAAAACGUUGCAAGAUUUGCACAAACAAGCUGUGGCAGGGAAAGUCGUCAAUGUAGAUGACAUACCACCCGAGGUUAGUGUGAAGCCAGCCGACGGCGCGGAUGUGACUGCACCAGCAGGUGCGGAGCCUUCACAGCCAAUACGUGCUGCACCAGCGCCGCCCACGCCCAGCCCACCAGCUGCUGUAGAAGAGAAAACUGUUUCCACACCCACGCCGCCAGCCACGCCUGCUAAUCCGCUUGUAGCUGAAAUGCGCAGCCGCCAAGCGGAGUACAAGGCGGCGGCGCUGGAGGCUAAACGCAGUGGCGACAUUCCAACUGCUUUGCAGUUCCUCAAGGUAGUUAAACAGUUCGAUGUGGUCGUGAAAAUGUGCGAGGAGGGGCAGGAGGUGGAUCUCAGUGAUAUGCCGCCACCGCCAGCCGAAUUCCUAGCAUUUAUGGCGAAAAUGCAAGGUGGCGAGGGCGCAGCAGCAGCACCUGAGGAAACGCCAGCCGCAACCCCUGUUGCUGCACCAGCAACGCCACCACCAGCAGCAGCAGACACCAGCACGCCUACAAACAUGCUGGAAGCAUUGCAGCAGCGCUUGGACAAAUAUAAAUCCGUGGAAGCUGCCGCCAAAGCGGAAAGCAACACCAGCAAGGCACGUCGCUUUGGUCGCAUUGUAAAACAAUAUGAGGAUGCUGUAAAACUAUAUAAGGCAGGCAAACCCGUACCAUACGAUGAGCUACCUGUGCCACCGGGCUUUGGGCCGCUGCCUAUUGGAGAUGCGGCGCCAGGACCCGCAGCCACGCCGUCAGCAUCAUUGCCAACUUCGCCCACAUCACCAAGCGGCACAGCGAGCACUUCGGCCGGACCUAGUACACCCACAGGUGGAACACCUGUUCCAGCACAACGCAAGGCUCCUACUCCUCCGCAGCCACACGAUCUGACUACACGCACCUCUGGCAAUCAGCAAAAGAAUAAUCUAGCCGAGCAACAAAUGAAACUGCUGCUAGAACGCCGAAAUGAAUUCAAACUCGCUGCUCUGGCUGCCAAGAAAGACGGCGAAAUAGAACAGGCUAAGGAGUAUUUAAAGAUCUACAAAGGUUUCGACUCGCUCCUUAAUGCGGCCAGCAGUGGAUUGCCAGUGGACUUAAAUACGCUUCCUGUACCGCCCUCGAAACGUGAUGAGUUGGAGGCCUCUUUUGCUAUUGUUGCCAGCGAGGAAUGUGAUCCGAACGAUGAUAUUUGUGAGAUUGGAAUACGCAUGGAGGAGCAGUUGGCCAAGCAGCUUAUGAUGUGCAAAAACACACGCGAUCAUCACAAGGCCAUGGGUGAUGUGGCUGGGAUGAAUCGAUUUGAGAAUCUCGCUUUAACAGUGCAGAAGGAUUUGGAUUUGGUGCGCUAUUCGAAGCGCAAAAAUCUAUCACUGCCCAAAUUUCAUUAUGAGAAGCGCAGCUUCAACAUUGUACACUGUAAUACCGAUCUAACCGAUAAUGAAUUGGAAGUUGUGGUUGUGCGUGGCAUUAACUACAAUGUGGCCAAUCCCAAGGAUGUGGACACUUAUGUGCGAGUGGAGUUUCCAUUAUUAAAUGACGAGACUUUUAAGUCGAAAACAAAUGUGAUUAAAGACUCGGAUAGUCCCGAUUACAAUGAACGUUUCAAAGUGGAGUUGCAACGCGGAAAUCGACAGUUUCAGCGCAUUUUCAAGCGUCAAGGCGUCAAGUUUGAAGUCUUUUCGCGGGGCUGCAGUUUAGAUUGUUGUGGACUAAGUCGUAAACUGCCCAUAUGUUGUUUCAGAGGAUUUUUGCGUUCCGAUACGCUAAUUGGCACCGUAAAUGUUAAGCUGCAGCCGCUGGAGACAAAGUGUGAUAUACACGAUACAUACGAUCUAAUGGAAGGUCGCAGACAGGUGGGCGGCAAACUGGAGAUAAAAGUACGCGUACGUAAUCCCAUACUGACGAAGCAAAUCGAACAUAUUAAUGAAAAGUGGCUGGUACUGGAUGCCGAGGGCUGAGAGAGACUGCCAUGGAAAUAAUAUAAACACUUACACGCCUUUUACAUGCAAUGAAAAGAUGCUAAAUUAAUUUAUUGCUUAAGACACCGCAUUGUUGUGCUCUUCUAGUCUGAGGCCUCACACAAUUAAUAUGUCUGAUAAAGCUUAUUCCUAGCUCACACGCAGACAUAUAGGAUGUGCGUUAAAAAAUAUGGUUUUACAAUUUUCAAAUUAAAAAACGAAAAUUCAAAUAUGUUCUUUUUCGAAGAAUUGUAUUUAUUUUUAAGAAACUUUUAUUUCAAACGCCCUUCUUUGGUGUCUUACGUGCUCUAUAAAAUCGUUAGUUCCAUUCCAAAAACUGUUGGUACUUUUAUAAACAUCCUAUAUAGCUGUUAAGAGAGCAGCUAUCGCUUAACGCUUAAAGUAUCCAUCGGCGGAACGGGAAUAUGUAAUCAGAACGGUUCCUGAAAGCGAUUCUAAGGGUGUUUUGAUCCCAAGUCUGCGUCAUUCUCGCAGAGCUUUGAUUUAAUUUCAUUAUGUAAAUCAGUUAAAUGUAAAUGCUGUUUAUGAAAACGUCCAUCACACACUAUUGUCACAAUUAUAGAAAUUAUAAUCGA